This is a messenger RNA of Nasonia vitripennis (jewel wasp), 3384 nucleotides long. Its product is annotated as ankyrin-3-like. Bases 396 to 3293 code for a protein of 965 amino acids. The record is from RefSeq and is a predicted model, not a curated record. Gene Ontology annotation, cellular component: cytoplasm. Gene Ontology annotation, molecular function: protein binding. NCBI's taxonomy places the organism in Eukaryota, Metazoa, Arthropoda, Insecta, Hymenoptera, Pteromalidae. The transcript has a single exon.
UGCCGUUAGCCGUCAAGUAUGUCUAACAUAUAUCUGCGGGUGGGUGAUACUAGCGCCAUUUCGACGCUUGUUCCGCGCAUGAUCUGAUGACUGAUCGUCUGCUAUUACUAUUAUUUGGCAUUUGUCGUAACAGCAUUUUAUACUUGCGUGUACAGUGACUGUUCAAUGCAAUCAGUUGUGAAAUAAAAUGCUACAUAAUAAUAACGCUUGUAAAAGAAAGUAAAUUGUGCUGGCAAAAUUGCAAAUUUGCGCAAGUAUAGUGUAUUCCUGUACGUUUUACAAGGAAACAAUGUAGUUUUUUGAGGUUAUAGAAAGAUGAAAGGAGGUAAACAAACACAUAUUUUUAUAGUAAAAGUGGCAUACAAAAGUACUAAUAAACUUCAGAGUGGUAUAUCAUGGAAGGCAUUAAGAAUAAGAAUGAAAGUAAUAAUGAACUUCAUAAUGCUAUUAUAGAAGGCAAUACCGAGAAAGUUAUUCAAUGUUUAAAAUCUCAAACUAUCGAUAUCAACAGCAUAAUAGGAAAAGAUUCUUAUUUAGAUGUUGCAAUCAAGUCACAAAAUUUAGAAGUCAUAAAACUUUUAUUACAAGCCAAUGCUGUUGUUCCAGCCUCACUUAUACCUUCAUUUGAUGAUGCGAAUAAGGAAAUUAUAAAAUUAUUACUAGCUCAUACAGUUGACAUUGAAAAAACAGAUUCUAAUGGAAUGACAUAUUUACAUUUAGCUGUUAAAAACAAUUUACCAGAUAUUGUUGAGCUUUUGUUAAGUAAGGGAUCAAAUAUCUAUGCUAAAACAGUUUUAAAGCAGACAGCCAUGCACAUAGCUUGUCAAGAAAAAAACAUCACAAUGAUAUUAUUAUUAAAUCGUCACAUGAAUCUAUUUCCUAUAAAAAAUGGAGAGAAAGAAACUGCUUUACAUUUUGCAUUGAAUUUUGAAGAUUUGAGCAUCGUAAAACUUCUUGUACAGGAAGGUGCUCGUAUUAAUGCAAGUAACAAAUUUGGCUUAACAGCAUUGCAUCUAGCUAUUUUGAAAAAAAAACUUGAUAUUGUGCAAUAUCUAAUUAAGUCUGGUGCGGAUGUUAAUUUUGCAACUAAUGAUAAAAGGGUUCCUUUACAUAUGGCAGCAGAGUGUGGCUCUGUAGAAAUGGUAAAAAUACUUUUGGAAAAUGGAGCAAUUGUAAAUAAAAAAACAGAAUUUGGUAUAACUCCUCUUCACACUGCUGUUUUUACACGUAGAAAAGAAAUAGUAGAACUUUUCGUUGAUGCAAAAGCCAAUGUAAAUGCAGUUGGAAACAGGGAUGAAACACCACUGAAUAUUGCAGUGGCACAUGAAUGUGAAGAUAUAGUGAAAAUUUUAAUUUCUCACGGUGCCAUUGUUAACCAUGGUAAUAAAAAAGAUAUGCUCUUGCAUAUGGCUGCUUUUAAUAAAAGCAUCAACUUGGUCAAACUUUUACUAGAGCAUAAUGCAGAUGUAUCUGUUGUAUAUAUGAAUGACAGAACAGCUUUACAUAUGGCAGCAGAACGAAAGUGUCCAGAGAUUGUUGAAAUGCUUUUGAUGAAAGGGGCUGAUGUAGAUGCCAAGACAGAUGAUGGUUUUACAGCUCUUCAUAUUUCAGUUGAAUACAAUGAUUUAGAAACAUGCAAAGUUUUGCUACAAAACAAGGCAAACAUUGAUCUUGAGGAUAAGAAAGGUAGGACGCCUUUAUGUUUUGCUGCUGAGCGAGGAUAUGUGAAAAUACUUCAACAAAUUCUUUCAUUCAAACCUGAUCUGCAAAAAAAUAAAUUGGCUCUUUAUUGUGCUGUCAAAGACAAUCAUACAAGUCACAAAACAAUAAUUUUAGAGUUGAUUGCUCAUGGGUAUUCUAUGGAUCUGUUAAAACUUUGGCCUGAAAUUUAUAUUGAUAUAUUUAUGCUAAAUGCAGUGAGAAAUGGACAUACAGGAAUUGUAGAGUACUUACUAAAACAUGGAUAUAAUGCUAAUAAACCAUUACAAACACAAGCAGUUGAAGAUGUUAACUAUGGGUCAUUGCUUCAUUUAGCAGUACGCAAAAGACAACUGCAAAAUGCUCAGUUAUUAAUUAAGUUUGGUAGUGAUAUCAACAUUGUUGAUAAAUCUGGUCAGAAACCAAUAUUUUAUGCAGUUGAAAAUAACUGUUUUCAAAUGACUAAGCUUCUUUUAGACAACAAAGCAGUUCUUGAUGAUUCGUGCGAGCUGUUAUUCAUGGCUGCUCGUGAAAACAAUUUUAGAUUGAUUAGAGAAAUCCUAAAGUAUUACAAAAAUGUAAAUAUACAAGACGAGUUUGGUACAACGGCGCUUCACUUUGCAGCCUGGCAUGGGAAUGAAGAAACUGUUCAACUUUUAUUUGAAAAUGGUGCAAAAUGUGCAAGUGUUGACCAAUCACGCCAAGUUUCUUUCAAUUCUGAAUUGUAUACUAAAAUACAAGUAAUAUACGGGGAAGAAGCAAUGGAAGAAUUUAAAAAAAACGUUUUAACCACUCCACUGCAUAUUGCUGCCCGUAAAAAUUGCAGUGAUAUUGCUGAAGCCAUAUUAGAAAGUGGUUUAAGUGUCAAUUGCAGAGAUGGUUGUGGCAGGACUCCUCUUCAUGUUGCUACUUUAUUCAAUAAUAUUGGACCCAUGCAUCUUUUUAUGGAAUUUAAUGCAGAUCUCUAUGCUAAAGACAAUGAUGGAUACACCUGUAUCGAUUAUGCAUGCAAUAAUAAUCAGUUUAUUGGGAAUAUGCAUAUGGAUAAGGUCUUUCCCUUUGUCAAUAAACUCAUACCUAUCAUUAAUACGAUUGACAAUUGCACGACAGCAUCAGAAUUACUGAUGAAAUAUUUAGCUGUGACACAUUUAAGAAAUGAAAAAUCUUGCGAAAAACCAUCAAGUUGUAGCAAAAAACUUGAAGAUUUAUAUGAUAACUGUGUGAGUGAAAUAGCAUUACUAAACAGUACAAAAAUUAUAAAUAGUAUUACUUUAGGUGAUGUUUUGAUAAGAAGCAUUGAUACUGUAACAUCAUAUUUAAAAAACGCAAAAUUUGUAAAAGCAUUUGAAUGUAUCAUGGAUGUAGAAACUUUUCCCUUGUAUGGAAUUAUUUUAAAGAAGAAAAUGAGAAGAGCUAAGGAAAGAAGAUUGUUGUUGGAUGAGGCUCAAAUUUAUUUUACGGACAUUUUAUGCUUGCUAGAACCUCCAGCAAAUAGAAUUAUGGAUUUUUUGAAUACCAGAGAUUUAGCAUGUAUUAAACAGGCUUAUGAAUCGUUUUAUAGUCAAUUAGGCUACAGAAAAUGUAAAGAAUCGUGAAUUCAAUGUGUACUAUAAUUAACAUAUUUGAUAAUCAGGCUGUAUUGUAAAUAUACAAAAACUAAAUUUCAAUUAAAUUUGUUAUUUGUCA